GAACACCCCUGACCCCACACACCCUGGCCCACUGUACCAGCUGCAGGCUCUGUCCUCCACUCUCCAGCUUCCAGACGGUGCAGGCUGCAGGGCUGGCCAUGGGCCUCCAUCCCAGCUCCCUCCUGGUCCUCGUUCUCUGCCUGGGCCAGACCGUCCACAUGCAGAACAGGGCCCUGCCCAGACCCUCGAUCUCGGUCGAACGGGAUCCCGUGAUGUGCCAGGGACGGCCUGCCACCAUCGUGUGCCGGGGUCCAGCCUGGGCGGACACAUUCCGUCUGGUGGAGAAGGGGAGAGCGUCUGCUUACAGGGAGGAGAAAUUCCCUUCUCAACAUGGCUCAGAGUGGGCAGAGGCCAGGUUCUGCAUCGAGGCAGUGAGUGGCGUCACGGCCAGGACUUAUUUCUGCUUCUACAGUAAAGGGUUCAGCUGGUCUGAGUUCAGCGAGCCCCUGGAGCUGACGGUGACAGAAAAGGAUGUCUUCCCUCCACCCUCAGUCCCAGGAACAGCCUCUGAAGUCACCCCUCCACCCACAGAAGUCACUCUGGUACCCACUGAAGUCUCCCUGGUACCCACAGGACCAGUCUCCCAGACAGCCCCCGCCUCCCAGAAUUACACGGUGGGGAACUGUGUCCGCAUGGGCCUGGCUGGCGUGGUGUUGCUGAUCCUGGUGGGGAUUCUGGCAGAGGCUGGGCACAGCCGGCACAGGUGGCCACACAGACCACAGGAGUGGACACAAGUGAGCUCCUGCCAGAGAAAUUAGACUCCAAACCCCCAGGAGGGGCCUCCCCUGGGGCUGGAGACUCACACUGGAGCCCAAGAGACGCUGAGCCACCCCUCCUGCAUCUGUCCCCUAGGUCUCAGAUGACUUGGAUCUAAAGUCCAGGGAAGGGACUUGACCAAAAUCACAGUGCAUAUCACUGCACAUUCCUCACGACGACUAUGGCUGAAAUUAUUUUUAAAUGGUGGGCACUAGACUCACUGGGGGUGGGUAACUUCCUAAGUUAUGUAAAUGUCUAACCCCCGUGCUGUACACUUGGAAUAGUACACUGUGUGUCCACUGUAACUGAAGAAUAAUUAAACGUACUAAUGUAAAAACA
Messenger RNA from Artibeus jamaicensis (Jamaican fruit-eating bat), 1095 nucleotides. Its product is annotated as leukocyte-associated immunoglobulin-like receptor 2. The record is from RefSeq and is a predicted model, not a curated record. The transcript is spliced from 5 exons. Lineage: Eukaryota; Metazoa; Chordata; Mammalia; Chiroptera; Phyllostomidae. Bases 99 to 758 code for a protein of 219 amino acids.